Molecule: messenger RNA, 2364 nt
Organism: Condylura cristata (star-nosed mole)
Lineage: Eukaryota; Metazoa; Chordata; Mammalia; Eulipotyphla; Talpidae
Gene: CFB
Product: complement factor B
Exons: 18
Coding region: 43-2346 (767 amino acids)
Biological process (GO): proteolysis; complement activation
Cellular component (GO): extracellular region
Molecular function (GO): serine-type endopeptidase activity
Source: RefSeq, a predicted model, not a curated record
UAGGCCAUCCUGCUCCAGCCCGGUUUCUCUCCUUCCACCACCAUGGGGAGCAAGUGCAGCCCCCACCUCUGCCUGGUGCCAUUAGUUCUGAGCCUCUUGUCUGGAGGCGUGAGUUCACUGUUGCCUGUGACCCAGCCCUCCUGCUCUCUGGAGGGAGUUGAGAUCAAAGGCGGCACCUUCCGGCUCCUUAAGGAGGGCCAGGCCCUGGAGUACGUGUGUCCUGCCGGCUUCUACCCCUACCCUGUGCAGGCUCGCCUCUGCCGAGUCACGGGGUCCUGGAGCACCCUGCAGACGAAAGACCAGAGGAUUGUCAAGCAGGCAGAAUGCAAAGCCGUUCGCUGCCCAAGACCACAAGGCUUUGAGAAUGGGGAGUAUUGGCCCCGUGCCCCCUACUACAAUGUGAGUGACGAGAUCACUUUCCGCUGCUAUGAUGGUUACACGCUCCGGGGCUCUGCCAAUCGCACCUGCCAGUCCAACGGCCGGUGGGACGGGCAGACGGCCAUCUGUGACAACGGAGCGGCCUACUGCCCCAACCCCGGCAUUCCCAUCGGCACCAGGAAGGUGGGCACGCAGUACCGCCUUGAAGACAGCGUGACUUACUACUGCAGCCGGGGGCUCACGCUGCGUGGCUCCAAGCGGCGAACCUGCCAGGAAGGUGGCUCCUGGAGUGGAACAGAACCUUCCUGCCAAGACUCCUUUAUGUACGACACCCCUGCAGAGGUGGCUGAAGCCUUCCUGUCCUCCCUGACGGAGACCAUAGAGGGAGCAGAUGCUGAGGAUGGGCACACUCCAGGGGAAAUACAGAAGAGGAAGAUCAUCCUGGACCCCUCGGGUUCUAUGAACAUCUACUUGGUGCUGGAUGGAUCAGACAGUGUUGGGGCUCAUAACUUCACACAGGCCAAGAACUGUCUCACAAGCUUGAUUGAAAAGGUGGCAAGUUAUGGGGUGAAGCCAAAAUACGCACUUGUGACAUAUGCCACCAGCCCCAAAGUUUUGGUCAGAGUGUCACAACCAGAGAGCAGUGAUGCAGACUGGGUUACAGAAAGGAUCAACCAAAUCAGCUAUGAAGACCAUAAGUUAAAGGCAGGGACUAACACCAAGAGGGCCCUCCAGGCGGUAUACAGCAUGAUGAGCUGGCCCGGGGACACCCCUCCGGAAGGCUGGAACCGCACCCGCCACAUCAUCAUCCUCAUGACAGAUGGCUUGCACAACAUGGGUGGGGACCCGGUCACUGUCAUUCAUGACAUCCGGGACCUGCUGGACAUUGGUAGGGAUCGCAAAAACCCAAGGGAGGAUUAUCUAGAUAUUUAUGUGUUUGGGGUUGGGCCUCUGGUGAACGAUGAGAACAUCAAUGCUUUGGCUUCCAAGAAGAAUAAGGAGCAACAUGUGUUCAAAGUCAAGGACAUGGAAAACCUGGAGGAUGUUUUCUAUAAAAUGAUUGAUGAAGAGCGGAUCCUGGGUCUUUGUGGCAUGGUGUGGGAGAUCACAAAAAGUAAGCCACAGAGCAAUAUCGAUGCAUUCAAGCAGCCCUGGCAGGCCAAGAUCUCAGUGACUCGCCCUUCCAAGGGACUUGAGAACUGCAUGGGAUCUGUGGUGUCGGAGUACUUUGUGCUGACCGCAGCACACUGUUUCACUGUGGAGGACCAGAAACACAACAUCAAGGUCAACGUGGGAGGGAAGCGGCAGGACCUGGAGGUAGAAGAGGUGCUAUUCCACCCCAAGUACAACAUAAAUGGGAGAGCAGCCGAAGGAAUUCCUGAAUUUUAUGACUAUGACGUGGCCCUGGUCAAGCUCAAGAAGAAGUUGAAGUAUGAGCAGACUCUCAGGCCCAUUUGUCUGCCCUGCACUAAGGGAACGAAUCAAGCUUUGAGGCUUCCUCUGUCCACCACCUGUCAGCAACAGAUGCAAGAGUUACUCCCUGCUGCGGAUGUCAAAGCUCUGUUUGUGACAGAGGACAAGACAACACUGGUUCGGAAGGAAGUCUAUAUCAAGAACGGGAAUAAGAAAGCGAGCUGUGAGAAAGAUGCUCAAUAUGCCCCGGGCUAUAGCCAAGUCAAGGACAUCUCCAAGGUGGUGACUCCCAGGUUCCUUUGCACCGGUGGGGUGUACCCUUACGCUGACCCCAACACUUGCAAAGGCGAUUCCGGGGGCCCCCUGAUUAUUCACAAGAAGAGUCGCUUCAUUCAAGUUGGCGUGAUCAGCUGGGGUGUGGUGGACGUCUGCAAGGGCCAGGGGCGGGGGCAGCAGCAGGUGCCCGCCUAUGCCCGAGACUUUCACGUCAACCUCUUCCAAGUGAUGCCCUGGCUCAAGGAGAAACUCAAAGACGAGGAUCUGGACUUCCUAUGAAGGGUUUCCUGCUGGAAA